GAAGAAGUUUUUCUCAACGCUGGUGUUAGAGGAAGAGGAAGAGACGUCUUCCAAGCAGAAGCCAGAUCCUGAACAGACUCCUGAACAGGUUCAACCACCAAGUUCAAGGGAGAUUCCAGCAGUGAAGUUCACACUUGAAGGAUUGCUUGCCUUCAAGGAUACAGCUCAGGCGAUUGAGGUUGGCAAGGCUGCAAAAGAUGUCAGAGAGAGAGUGAGGAAGCGUCCAAACUACAACAGCUCCAAGAGAAGGCUCCUUGCAAAGAUGACGGACCGAAUUCCGUAA
Durusdinium trenchii is the source of this 283-nucleotide messenger RNA. NCBI's taxonomy places the organism in Eukaryota, Dinophyceae, Suessiales, Symbiodiniaceae. The record is from the annotation of a GenBank genome assembly.